Molecule: messenger RNA, 675 nt
Organism: Saprolegnia diclina VS20
Lineage: Eukaryota; Oomycota; Saprolegniomycetes; Saprolegniales; Saprolegniaceae
Exons: 1
Coding region: 1-675 (224 amino acids)
Source: RefSeq, a predicted model, not a curated record
AUGACCACGUACGGCAGCGGUAACAACAGCGUGGCCUUGCCCACGACGCGUCUCGUGCUCAAGCACUCGGAGCGCCCGAGCGCGAGCCGCCCGCGCAAGGCGGCGCUCGCGUUGGGCCUCGGCGUCGCGCUUGGCUGCGCGUACGCGGCGACCGCCCACCAUGGCCGCGUCGCGCCGCUCCUGCUCGGCGACGCCGUGCGUGGCUGCGACUUCCGCGACGGCGACCGCAUUACGCUCCGCGCCGACACGGGCAAGUACUUUUCGCGCUGCAACAACUGCAUCCCGGACGCCGCGUACCCGGAUGCCGCCUUUGUCCACGCCGACGCCGUGAGCCCGGCCGCGGUCUGGACGGUCGUCCGCGCCGCCAACAACAAGGUCGCGCUCCAGGGCGACAACGGCAAGUUCCUCGCCCGCUGCACCAACUGCGCGCCGAUCGCGACGCACGCCGACGAAGCGUUCGUGCACGUGGCCGACUACACGGAGGGGCCGUGGGCGCAGUGGACGUGCAUGGACGCGGGCAAGGGCAAGAUCGCGCUCGCGGACGACACGGGCAACUACCUGAGCCGCUGCAACAACUGCGUCAACGGCGCGUUCCCGGACGCGGCCUUUGUGCACGAAGCGCACUUCCACAACAAGCAGCACGCGCAGUGGACGGCCGCGCGCGUCGGCAACUAA